AUGGAUAUACACCUAGAUGAUCGCCCCCAGCUGCAGCUAGCAGCAACACUGCAGCAGCAGCAGCAGCAGCAGAAGCAGCAGCAGCAGAUCUGGCCAAUGGAGCAACAGGAUCAACAGGAGCAGCUACAGCAGCUGCAGCAUCAGCUGCAGCAGCAGCAGCAGCAGCACUAUGAUGCAGCAGUAGCAACACCAGAUGCAUUUAUGUUUGUGGUGUACAUACACUGCGUUAAGGGUCUUAAACAAGAAACAGAUGCAGCAGCAGCAACAGCAGCAACAGCAGCAGCAGCUGCUGCUGCUGCUGUAGGCAAUCGUGUUGCAGUUGAAUGGACUGCGCAGUCUGUCUAUCUAGAGAGGACAGACGUCUCCCCUAGCAGCUGCCUGAGUGGCGACAGCAGCAGCAGCAGCAAACUGCAGCAGCAGCAGCACGUAGCAUAUGUCUUUGUUGCUUCGCAACGCCGCUGGCACCAGCACCAGUACCAACGUCUAUGCAGCAGCAGCAGCAGCAGCAGCAGCAGCAGCAGCAGCCGCAGACUGCGGCAGCAGCAGCUACACUUCACAGAGCCCCACAGUGACCUACAAGCUUCUUACCUCCUACAGGCUCUGUAUGCAUUAAUAGCAGAAAGAAAACAAACUGCAGAUGCUGAUUCUGCUGCUGUUGCUGCACCUGUUGCUGCUGUUGCUGCGUCUGUUGCUCCCUGUACUGCUGCUGCAUCUACUGCUCCUUGUGCUGUUGCUGCAUCUCCUCCUGCUGCUGCUGCUGCAUCCGCUGCAGCUGCUGCUUCUUUAGUAGGAGAAGCACAAGGCAUAGAUGUUACUACGGACGGCGAGCCUGCAGCAGCAACGGCUGCAGCAGCAGCAGAAGCAGCAGCACAAGCAGCAGCAACAGCUGCAGCAGCAGCAGAAGCAGCAGCAGCAGCCAGAGGUGCAGCAGAUAGUUGGGGUGAGGUGUCUCCCCCGGACAUGCAAUUGGGACAGCAACAGCAGCAGCAGCAGCAGCAGCAGCAGCAGCAAGAGCAACAGCCAGAUCAACCCCAGAAAGAAGAGAACCAGCAGCAACUGCAGCAAGGGCUGCAGCAGCAGCAACAACAGCUGGAGCAUGCAAAUGACAUGCAGGUUGAACAGCAGCAGCAGCAGCAGCAGCAACAGCAGCACGAGGAUCAGGAGCUACAGCAGCAGCAGCAGCAGACAACUCAGCAGGAAAGGAUAGAAGAUAACAACGAUGCGCAGCAUUUGUUGCUGCAGCAGCAGCAGACACUGGAGCUUACGCUGUCUGCAACGCAUGCAUCAUCAGCAGCAGCAGAAGUGCAGCAGCAGCAGCAGCAGCAGCAGCAUUUUAGGGAAGAUCCUCAGAAUGCUGCAUGCGCUGUUAGUCAUGGUGUCUCUCUUGACCCCACAGGUCUUAGUCAUUUGCUGCUGCUGCAGCAGGAGCAGCAGCAGAAGCAGCUGCAGCAGCUGCAGCAGCAGAAGCAGCAGCAGCGUCCUGAUUCGCCAGGUAAGGAGUUGCUGCUGCAGCACCAUGCUGCAGCAGCAGCAGCAAGAGGAGCACUACGUCGUGCAUCUAGCGGUAUGUCUUUUGCUUGGCAGCAGAGAUGGCAUCAGCUGCAGCAGACCUUGCAACCCCGUCAACACCAGCACCAGCACCAGCAACAGCAGCAGCAGCAGCAGCAGCAGCAGCAGCAGCAGCAGAAGAGGAGCCGCAUAAGAAGAAGUGUCUCCUCUCCAUUUAAUUUUACUCCUUUCCCUCGCAGCACAAGACUAUUAGAUGAGCUGUCUCCUCUACACUCUCCUUAUAGCUACUGCAGCAGCAGCAGCAGCAGCAGCAGCAGCAGUGGCAGUGGCAGCAGCAAUGGAGGCAAUAGAUCACUUAUGGUGUCUCCUACUGCAGCAGAUGCUGCUGCAUCUGCUGCUGCUGCUGCUGCUGCUGCAUCUGCUGCAGUUCAAGAGAGAGCCUUCUUCUCAGCUAAGCAGAUGUCUAUGUAUGACGGCCUGCAGCAGCAGCAGCAGCAGCAGCAGCAGAUGCUGCUGCUGCAGCAACAGCAGCAACAGGGAGAAGCAAUUUCUGUCUCCUUGACACAGCAAAAGUUGCCAGCUGCAGCAGCAGCAGCAUCAGCAGCAGCCGCUGCAGCAGCAGCAGCAAGGAGUUGCAUGCAUGAGGAAGCAAACCCUAAGAGGAACGAAGGAGGAUUCAGCAGGACACCGCGCAGCAUCUGCAGCAGCACCAGCAGCAGCAGCAGCAGCAAUAGUACCCUUACUAGUCCUGUCAGCUACCCAGCUGUGCUGCAGCAGCAGCAGCAGCAGCAAGGGCUGCUGCAUGCACAUAAAGCUGCUGCUGAUGGCAGCGCGGCUUACGAGGCAGCAAAAAGAACUUUAGAGCGAGCAGCAGCUGCAGCGCAUGCAGGAGUAUCUCCUCCUGCAGCAGCAGCAGAGGCAGCAGCAGGAGUGCUGCUGCAGCAAGUGCAGCAGCAGCUGCAGCAGCAUCACAACAGGCUGCGGCGAUUAUCUUCUAACGGGGGUGCAGCAGCAACAGCAGCAGGAAGCAGCAGCAGCCCCAACAGCAUGCAAUCGCAGCGCAGCAGCAGCAGCAGCAAAGUAAAAGAGGAUCCCCUGCUGCUGCAGUUGCAGCAGGCACUAGAAGAAGCAGCAGCAACUUGUUCACGGCUGCUGCAGCAGCAGCAGCAGCAACAGCAGCAGCUGCUGCUGCAAGGACGUCAUGGCAUUAGCUUAAGUCAGUCAGCGUGUGUUGAUGGAGGCAGCAGACCAUCUGCUGCUGCUGCUGCUGCAGCAGCAGCAGCAGAUGCAUCAACAGCACAAACUGCAGCAGCAGCAAGAGAGCUGCUGCUGCAGCGCAACAAGAUCUGCGAGCUGCAGCAAAGGCUUGCUCGUCUAUGUGGGCAGCAAGCCCCUACAUCAGCAGCAUCAGCAGCAACAGCAGCAACAGCAGCAACAGCAGCAGCAGCAGCAGCAGGUCCGUAUAGUGGAGAAGGCGGUGUUGCUUCUGUCUCUCCUGCUAGCUGGUUCUCUGGUGCAGCAGUAUCAGCAGCAGCAACAACACCCGCAACAGCAGCAGCAGCAACACCGGCAGCAGCAGCAACAACAACAACAACAAAGCCAGCAGCAGCAGCAGCAGCAGUAUCCCUUGCAGACUGCAUGCGUUCCUUAACACUGCAGCAGCAAUCUCUUGAGAAGCUGCGUGACGAUGGUUUCCCUUCGCAGCAGCAGCAGCAGCAGCAGCAGCAGCAGGCACUGCAGCAGCACAAGCAUAUACAGCAGCAGCAGCAGCAGCAGCAGCAGCAGCAGCAGAUGUGGGACUGUGACGUUGAUACAUUAUUAGCGGAGUUGCUGCAGGAGGAAGGACAGCUGAGGUGUACGUACACCUCAUUGCUUCCUGCAUCAGAGCCAGCAACUGCAGCAGCAGCAGCAGCAGAAGCUAGUGCAGCUAGUAAUGAGGCAACAGCAGCAGAAGAAGCAGCAGAAGCAGCAGCAGCAGCAGCAGGAGAUACAACAACAGCAGCAACAGAUGCAGCAACAAGCACAGGCUUUGAAUGUCCUGUACUACCAACUGUAUCAGAGACCCUCUCCCCAACAAACCUUCAGCAGCAGCAGCAGCAGCAGCAGCAGCAGCAGCAGCAGCAAGAGGAGGAGGAGCAGCAGCAGCAGCAGCAGCAAAAGCAGCAACCUCGAGUAAAUGCUGCUGCAAGCUCGCACUGCGUAAGAGAUGCCCUUGUUGAGCCACAAGGGCAGCAACCUCCCUGCCGCAGCAGCAGCAACAGCUGCAACAGCAACAGCAGCAGCAACAGCAACAGCAGCAGCAGCAGCAGCAGCUGUUGGGUAUCAGGGAAGAAGGAAGAAGCAACUGUUGUUGAUGUACAUACACCUCAAGUAGAGGAGGCAUUCAAAUACACCCCAACAUCCAUUCACGAAGAGCAGCAGCAGCAGCAGCAGCAGCAGCAGCAGCAGCAGCAGCAGCAGCAGCAGCAGCAGCAGCUGUUGCUGCUGCAGCAGCAACAGCAGCAGCGGCAGAGAAACCUGCAACUGUUUCAGCAGGAAAUGCAGCAGCGGGAGGUGCUAAGGCACAUGCAAGCGCAGCAACAGCAGUACCAACAGCAGCAGCAGCAACAGCAACAGCAGCAGCAACAGCAGCAGCAGCAGCAGCAGCAGCACCUGCUGCUGCAGAAGCACCUAUGGAAUGCGGGGGUGUGGGGCCCCGCUACCCCAUGGCAGCAGCAGCAGGACACUUUGCUGCUGCAGCAUACAAUAGACAGGGAGGAAGAGGAUGUGCUGCAGCAGCAACAGCAGCAGCAGCAGUUCCAGCUGCAGCACCAGCAGAAGCUGCACCAACUGCAACAACAGCAACUGCAGCAGCAGCAGCAGCAACUGCAGCAGCAGCAUUUAGUUGGUGCUGCGCUGCCCCUUGGGCGUCAUCGUCUACAAGGCAGAGGGACAGCACUGAGCUGCCUAUACACUGGAAGCAGCAGCUACCAUCAUCGCAGCAGCAGAAGCAGCAGCAGCAGCAGCAGCAGCAGCAGCAUAAUCAGCAGCAGCAGCAGCAACAGCAGCAGCGUAUCUUUAUACCAGACAUUAAUAUCUAAUACUCCCUGCAGCGCUAAAUCUUCUCCUCUCUCCUCCUUGCCCCCUCUCCUUGACCCCCAGCAGCAGCAGCAGCAACAGCAGCAACAGCAGCAACAUCAGCAGCAGCAGCAGCAGCAGCACCAGCUGCUGCAGCAGCAGCUAAGAAGACAGCUGUCUUGUCGCUCUGCUUCUCUCCCUGCCCUCCCUCGUGUACGUGAAUGGUUUAUAGGAGGCAGGAAGCCAACACUCUUCCCUGCUGCUGCUGCUGCUGCUGCUGCACCCUUCCCUCCCCUGCAGCAGCAGCACCAGCAGCAACAACAGCUACGUGCAUGCAGAGGACUACCAAGGAUGAGGUCUCUCCCUGUUAGCGCAAACCCCACAGAUUUCUUUGCUAGCAGCAGCAGCAGCGAGACCGAGCAGCAAAAGCCAGCAGCAGCAGCAGCAGCAGCAGCAGCAGCAACUGCAGCAACUGCAGCAACAGGAGCAGCAGCAGCAGCAGCAACUGCAGCAACUGCAGCAACAGGAGCAGCAACAGCAGCAGGACGGAGGCCACCGUCCAUUGUUGCGCCUUCAGGUGCUACUGUUGCUGCUUGUUGGCUGCAAAGCCCUCAAUAG
Eimeria maxima is the source of this 5184-nucleotide messenger RNA. RefSeq lists its product as hypothetical. NCBI's taxonomy places the organism in Eukaryota, Apicomplexa, Conoidasida, Eucoccidiorida, Eimeriidae. The coding region runs from base 1 to 5184 and encodes 1727 amino acids. The transcript has 4 exons. The record is from RefSeq and is a predicted model, not a curated record.